Messenger RNA from Manduca sexta (tobacco hornworm), 1532 nucleotides. Its product is annotated as trypsin. Gene Ontology annotation, molecular function: serine-type endopeptidase activity. The transcript is spliced from 6 exons. The record is from RefSeq and is a predicted model, not a curated record. Gene Ontology annotation, biological process: proteolysis. NCBI's taxonomy places the organism in Eukaryota, Metazoa, Arthropoda, Insecta, Lepidoptera, Sphingidae. The coding region runs from base 337 to 1338 and encodes 333 amino acids.
AAUCAGAACGUUUUCGGUUGCCUCCAUGUAUGGACGUACGUUCUUUUUAAAUUGUUUUUUUCAUGUUUAACCAGCCAGUAUUGUGUUAAAAAAACUUUUUAAAACAAAGUGCAGAAAAAAAAUCGUUAGUGAAAAAUUGUGGCCAGUUCGUGUAUUUUGAAUUAAAAAAAAACUAAAGUGAUUUAUUUUUAAAAUAUCUUGUAAUUUUUUAAUAUAAAAAUUUACAAAGUAAUAUAUCUUUGUAUAUAAACUUUUGAUAAAAACUUCGAAACGAUAAAUAAGACGCUAUAAAAAUUGUAAAUAUUUUUCAUUAAAAACUUUACAAAACCCAUAAAAAUGAUUCCAAAAUUAUACUUCAUCGCACUAUCAAUAAUUUCAAUAAACGCCGACUUCUUCCUAAGUCAAGUAAACCACAUGGAGUACUAUAAAAACAGGACGCGUCCUUCAAAAGCCUUCAGUAGUUUUUCAUCGAAUUAUUUCAACCAAAACAUUUUACCGUCAAGUGGUAAGGGUGAAAAGGUGCAGUGCGGCACAAGGACUGUGGACUUCAACCCCACGAGGAAUGGAAGGAUCGUCGGUGGCACGGAGAGUCCUUACGGCGCGUUUCCUUGGCAGGUGGAGAUCCAGAUGUUGGAUGUUGAUAAGUUGGUGUUCGAGCAUCAUUGUGGGGGCGCUGUCAUCGCCGAGAGAUUAGUGCUCUCCGCCGCACAUUGCUUUGAUAAACAACCUCUCCAGCUGGACCACAUCCGCCUGGUGGUCGGCGAGCAUCGGCUGAAGGUGCAAGAUAAGCACGAGCACAGGUUCUUGGCGGAAAAGGUGGUGCCCCAUCCGGACUUUAGGAAAAACGGCCCCCACAGCAAUGACAUUGCUGUGAUCCUAGUAUCCAAGUCCGGGAGCGGCAUGCAGUUCAACUCUCACGUGCGGCCGAUAUGUCUGCCAGAAGCCACAGAGACCGUAGGACAGUGGUGCGCUGUCUCGGGCUGGGGGUUACAGGGAGAAAGUAACGAGAACUUCGCUCCAGUACUAAGAGCAGCUGCGGUACCCGUCAUGGACUUGGCCACUUGCAGAAAGAAUCAGGUCCUUGGAGGGAGACAGCAGCCGAUUCUGGACUCUAUGAUAUGUGCGGGUACUCUUUCGGGUGGCGUUGACGCAUGUCGAGGAGAUUCGGGGGGUCCUCUCGCCUGCAAAGGUCAGAGCCGGUGGCAGUUGCAGGGUGUGGUUUCCUGGGGAUCAGGGUGUGCGAGAAGAGCCAGGCCUGGCGUCUACACCAGGGUUUCUUCCUACGUCAAAUGGAUCAGAAGCACGGCAGCAGGUUUAGGGCAUAAGAUAGCUUCUUAAUAAAAAAAGGAAGUUAAAUUGAAGCAAAGUUCAAAACGUCUACUCCGAAAAUUGAUAACGAUAUAUUCGAUAGGAUACUCCAAAUAUCACACUGACUCUACUCUUAGGGCGCUUUUAAGUCAGCCGCGUAGUACUUAGCAACAAAUUUAAUUCGCUCUUUCGUCUUUUGCUUUGUAGUCCAUUGAAAAGUUACA